This is a messenger RNA of Gorilla gorilla gorilla (western lowland gorilla), 5411 nucleotides long. It is a transcript of the gene AGMO, whose product is annotated as alkylglycerol monooxygenase. Lineage: Eukaryota; Metazoa; Chordata; Mammalia; Primates; Hominidae. Gene Ontology annotation, molecular function: iron ion binding; glyceryl-ether monooxygenase activity. The transcript has 15 exons. The record is from RefSeq and is a predicted model, not a curated record. Gene Ontology annotation, cellular component: endoplasmic reticulum. Gene Ontology annotation, biological process: lipid biosynthetic process. The coding region runs from base 2937 to 4274 and encodes 445 amino acids.
AUGAUCCUUUGUAAAUAACUUUGGUCUCCCUACAUUAAUUUUCUUAAUUUUUAUAGAUUUCAAUAUCAAUAAUUAACAAAGUCUCAAAUCUAUCUGCACUUGUGCAAAUCCAGAUGAUUAUAAUUAGUGGAUUAUUUACAUUUUUUCAUUUCUGAAUUUUUUUAUUAUGGCAGGAAAAAAUAAAUCCUUGUGUAAUCAAAGGGCGCCUAAGAAUGGGCAUAUAUUAAGCUAUUUCUCUAAUUUGAAGAAUACAGUGAAUGGAUUUUUGUGUGUGUUUUAUGAAGCCACAGAUAAAAGUAGGAAAAAAGUAUUAAAUAAUAGUAUUCACCACAGUGAGGAAAAUAAAAUAGUCAUACAUUUUUAAAGUUAUGUCUGAUAUAUGUAAGUUAAUCCAACAGUGGUUUUAUAGUCUGAAUAUGCAGAGUCUCUGAUGUGAAAUAUAAGCUAAACAAGCUAAUCAGAGUCCUCAGUCCUAAUGGGACUAAUGCAAGAAGUAAAGGAUGCUAUUAACAUAAUGUAUUUUGCAUCAUGCAUGAUUGCACACGCAUGGGGUGCCUUAGUCCUACUUAUAACGUUAUCACAUUGUUUUUCAUUUGUUUCAUAUUCUAAGCAGAAAUGCUUGGAAACAUUGCCAGCCUUCCUCCCCUGCCUCAAUCCGAAACAAAUACAGAAAAACAAUCAGUAAAAAUUUCUAAAAACCCAUCAGUUAAUGAUUUCACUUGCUUUAGAACGAUUAGACUGACAAAAAUUAGAUAUGAUAUAUUUUAACUUAAUCUAGCAUGAUAUAUAGAGAGUAUCCCAGAAAUAAAUAAUUUUUUUGUAUCACAUUUUCCUUUUGUGUAAUACAUUUUAUCUCAGUAGUUGUCAGUAUUUUAAAAUUAACUGAGAAUAGACCAUUCAAAUUGAGGUCUGCCAGGCAUGAAACAGACACUUUUCCAUUAAUCACCUGAAUUAAUACAAAGUCUGCUUGUGCUGAUGACAUCUACUUGGGUGGACUGACUUUCUUACUGUAGAAUAGGAUUUAAAUUCAAAACAUCUUGACAAAUUAGUGAAGUGGGAAGAUGUGAAUCAAAUUGAGUUCAAUAGGGACAAAGUGGAGGAUAAUUCAUUUGGGCAGGAAAAUAAUUUCCAGAAAUAAGAGAAAAGGACCCCUUAGAAGUAGCUAAAAGGAGAGCUAAUGGUUGUAGCCAAAUAGACAUAAGAAUUCCAAUGUAGUAUGAAAAUGAAAUAGGAAAAAGGGAUUCCGAAUAGAUAUAACAUUCGGGAAAUGGGAGGUUUUUGUAUCAUGGCCAUAUCUUUAUUAGAGAAUUGUAAGCAAUCCUGAAAUGAAAUUUGAUCCAGAGAACACAAAGUGGUAGGAAAGGCCACACGGCUGACUAAAAAGAGACAUCACUUUCUUUAUGAUGAAUUAAAAUGAUCUGCCUGCCGCAUAAGACACCUGACACACUAUCACAUUGCCAACACACUGACAAUUAAACAGGGAAGCCAGAGUAAUUUUUAUUAGUGGAACUUGCCAUCUUUUUAAAGUAUUUCAGUAUCCUCCUGUCUUCAAACUGAUGCAUAGGUUAGCUACGUUAUACCCCAAUAUCCUUUUGGAAUUAAAAUUCUUUGAGGAAAAUUAAGAUAUUCUCAUGAACUAGCUGGGUUUAAUUCACUCCAAAGGUGCCAAAAAUCUGAAAGAACUCUACUUGUUUUUAAUCUACACUGGGUUCCUGGCAUGCCAUGGUAUCUUAUUGCAUAAUGCCCUUUUCGUGUAAUUCUAUCUCAGACCCUGUGGCUCUGGGGAAAUUCAUAAUAGCAUGAAAGCACCCUUUUCUGAAAAUAGUAUGAAAUCAUGGUUAGGAUGAUUUUUUUUUCAGUAGGAUUCAGAAGGAUGAACACUACAAAGUUUUUCCAAAGACUGAUCCACGUAUUUUUAACUCAUUAUUCACACGACCCCAAUUACUUCCUACUUCCCAUAUUUACCAUCUGCUGUCAGACUAUAUUUUCUUCUUCAGAAACCAUGCAUAAUACCUGAGUUUGUCAUUUUGUUUUUUUAAGAUGAAAUAAAUGCAUUUAAAAUAAUCCCAAUCACAUUUUUAAUAUGCUUAUGAAUGCCAUUACAUGUAAUAAAUGUGGGAAUCACUUGUGAAAUUCAAUAAAAGCUUUUCUCAGACUAGUAAACUAAGAUUAGAGGCCAACUUGGCCGGGCGCGGUGGCUCACGCCUGUAAUCCCAGCACUUUGGGAGGCCGAGGCGGGCGGAUCACGAGGUCAGGAGAUCGAGACCAUCCUGGCUAACACGGUGAAACCCCGUCUCUACUAAAAAUACAAAAACAAAAAAAAAAAUUAGCUGGGCGCGGUAGAGGGCGCCUGUAGUCCCAGCUACUCGGGAGGCUGACGCAGGAGAAUGGCGGAACCUGGGAGGCGGAGCUUGCAGUGAGCCGAGAUCGCGCCACUGCACUCCAGCCAGGGGGACAGAGCGAGACUCCGUCUCAAAAAAAAAAAAAAAAAAAAGAUGAGAGGCCAACUUAAAACAAACCACUGCCCAUGGACCAAUCAGCAUGCACUUCCUCUCCUCUGAGGCCCAUAAAAGCCUCAGACCCAGCCAGACUCAAGUAGAGGAUGGAACGACCAGCUGCAGAGAGGAGCUGCCCACCCCAGGGUCUCCUCUCUGCUGAGAGCUGAAGGGACAACAGCACAGCCAGCUGUGGAGAGGAGCUUUCCACUCCAGGGUCUCCUCUCUGCUGGAAGCUGAACACUCACUGGGACACGCCAGCUGCAGAAAGGAGCUACUCACUAAUCGGCUGUUGAGUGUGCUCUCAAUGGAGCUUUGGUUUUAGCUGUUCUCUGACAAAGAGCUUGUUCUGAGCUGCACAUCUCAUCCUCUUUGUUCAGCCUCAGGCUUCAAGCAUUGAAUCCUAAAUAUUCUCCAGCUGGGAAUCAGACAAGGGCAGAAAUGAAGAACCCAGAAGCCCAGCAGGAUGUUUCAGUUUCCCAGGGAUUUCGCAUGUUGUUUUACACGAUGAAACCCAAUGAAACUUCAUUCCAAACAUUAGAAGAGGUGCCUGAUUAUGUAAAAAAGGCAACUCCAUUUUUCAUUUCUUUGAUGCUGCUUGAACUUGUUGUCAGCUGGAUUCGCAAAGGAAAGCCACCAGGUCGCCUGGAUGAUGCUUUAACGUCAAUCUCAGCUGGUGUUCUGUCUCGACUUCCAAGUCUAUUUUUCAGGAGCAUUGAACUGACCAGUUAUAUUUAUAUCUGGGAGAACUACAGGGUGUUCAAUUUGCCUUGGGAUUCUCCAUGGACUUGGUAUUCAACCUUCUUAGGAGUUGACUUUGGCUACUACUGGUUCCAUCGUAUGGCUCAUGAAGUUAAUAUUAUGUGGGCCGGACACCAAACACAUCAUAGUUCUGAAGACUAUAACUUAUCCACAGCACUGAGACAGUCUGUCCUCCAGAUAUAUACUUCCUGGAUUUUCUACUCUCCCCUGGCCCUCUUCAUACCCCCUUCAGUAUAUGCUGUUCAUCUUCAAUUCAAUCUUCUUUACCAAUUUUGGAUCCAUACAGAGGUCAUCAAUAACCUUGGUCCUUUGGAACUGAUUCUUAAUACUCCUAGCCAUCAUAGGGUUCAUCAUGGCAGAAAUCGUUAUUGCAUAGACAAAAAUUAUGCUGGCAUUCUUAUUAUUUGGGAUAAAAUUUUUGGGACAUUUGAAGCAGAAAAUGAAAAACUUGUAUAUGGCUUAACACAUCCCAUUAAUACAUUUGAACCAAUCAAAGUGCAGUUCCAUCACUUAUUUUCCAUAUGGACUACAUUCUGGGCCACACCUGGAUUCUUCAAUAAGUUUUCUGUCAUAUUUAAGGGACCAGGAUGGGGUCCAGGUAAACCAAGACUUGGUCUCAGUGAAGAAAUUCCAGAGGUCACUGGCAAAGAAGUUCCCUUCUCAUCAUCUUCAUCUCGGCUAUUAAAGAUAUAUACAGUUGUACACUUUGCUCUGAUGUUGGCAUUUUAUGAAGAGACCUUUGCAGAUACAGCUGCACUGUCGCAAGUUACUCUCCUUCUGAGGGUUUGCUUCAUUAUCCUGACCUUGACUUCCAUUGGAUUUCUUCUGGAUCAAAGACCCAAGGCAGCUAUUAUGGAAACUCUCCGUUGCUUGAUGUUCUUAAUGCUGUACCGAUUUGGUCACCUGAAGCCUCUUGUCCCUUCCUUGUCAUCUGCUUUUGAGAUUGUUUUUUCCAUUUGCAUUGCUUUCUGGGGAGUUAGAAGCAUGAAACAACUCACCACUCGCCCUUGGAAAUAACCUGAAUUUGUACAUAAUUCUCUUCUUUUAAUGAGUUGUCCACAAGCAUAUUAUGACGGCAUAUUAAAAUGUAAUUAUUUUAUAUAAUGCUUAUAUGAAGUAUUUCUUCAGUGAAAAGUAAAAUUACUUGCUUACUAUUGUUUGCCUUUCACAUUUGUUAUUUUCUAUUAAAAAUUAAAGUCAGUUUUGGUUACUUCCCCCCGUUACUACAAUUAAAAAAAGAUUUCAAAUAUAAUGAUGUUAUAUUAACUGAUAGCCUAUAUGACAACAAGUAUAAAAAGAAGGGAUGAAACUUAAAAACAGUAAAAACAAGAAGGAAUAUUGCCUUUACAUCAAUUUGAAAACAAUGUUUCCUUUGAUGUUUGCUAAAAUUAUGCAUAGAUACAUGUUUGUAGUCAUAAAAAUGUAUUACAUUGGUUGUCUUCCUAAGGCCACAGUUACCUUUGCAAUCCGUAUAACCUAAGAAGCUGCAUUCCAGAAAAAGACAUCACUGAGGCCAGGCGCGGUGGCUCAUCCCUGUAAUCCCAGCACUUUGUGGGGCUGAGGUGCGCGGAUCAUGAGGUCCAGAGAUGGAGACCAUCCUGGCCAACAUGGUGAAGUCCUGUCUCUACUAAAAAUAUAAAAAUUAGCUGGACAUAGUGAUGUGCGCCUGUAGUCCCAGCUACUCUGGAGGCUGAGGCAGGAGAAUCGCUUGAACCUGGGAGGCAGAAGUUGCAGUGAGUGGAGAUUGCACCACUGCACUCCAGCCUGGGCGACAGAGCGAGACUGCGUCUCAAAGAAAAAAGACAUCACUGAAAGACAAACGAAUAGAAUUUGUCAGAAUUAGUUUUUUCAACAGGUUACUUUGUCAUACAUUUCUCUAAUAUGCUUGGUCAAUUUGUUUUGGCAGACUGAGCAGCAUGCAGCAAUUCUGCAUUAUUUAAAAUUGUCAGAACAAUGUUAAUUCUCUAAAUAAAAUUACCCAAGGUGUUGUGUGUACAUUGUUCGUUGGGAUUGUAAAAAUCCACCAAGUGUUUCGUUAGGAGGGAACUGACAGGGAUAAGCAGGAUGAAGUCCAAAGAACGAGAACUGGAAAAAGUUAAAAAAAAAUCUUUAUUUUUCGUUUAUCCAAUAUUUCUUGAAAUCAAGUUAAAAUUU